UCCCAAAUCUUCUUGUGUAUAAUAUAUAAGUAGAUACCAAGAAAUUCAUCCACCUUCUUAUUGCAUAACAGGUAGAUAUCAAGAAUUUCAUCCACCCCACCAAGAAACUGAAUUACUGAAGCAUUUGCUUCUUCUUCCAUGGCCGAUCAAUCCAAGACCUCAGCCACUGUUCAUCCACCACCAACCACCAAUGUCCGUCCACCGCUGCCGUCAAACACCUCCUGUCCCUACUCCUCCAUACGACUACCACCACCGGCACCACCCACACACCACAAACACCCUCACAAUACUGCAACAAUCCGGCAAGAAAACUGCACCUUCCACUGCCUAUUUUUCACACCUUUCGCCAUUGGCUCCGUCAUCUUCUUCCUACUCUUCUUCCUACCCAUCAUUACCUUCCUUAACCGUCUCAAACUUCAAUAUCUCCCCCACCACACCUCCCCUUCUUUCCGGCCACUUCACCGUAAUCAUCAGCGCCCGUAACCCUAACAGCAAACUUACUUUCUCCUAUAACCACCUCGACGCCGGAAUUUAUCUCGGGAGCAAUCAACUCUCGGGAACUACCCUCCCGCCAUUUGCUCUCUCAAAGAAGAACGAAACCUCGCUUACAGCAAAUUUUGCCGCUGUUGGGGCUUACGUGGACCGGGCUGAGAGUGAAAAUCUGGUAUUCAACUUGAAGAUUCAAAUGAAAGUUCGCUAUAAAGCUGGUUUUUGGAGAAGAGUGACAUGGUUGGAGGCCUUCUGCCCGGGAUUGUCUGUCAGGACUAAUACUGCAAAGAGUGGUUCAAGUUCUGAUGUUUGGAGUCUGAUUGGGGGAGCUAGAUCCUGUGAGGUUUGUUAAGAAGCCCAUUAAUCCAAGUCUAAGGGAAUUACAGAAUGAUUAGUGAGAUUUUAAAAAGUUAUUAGUAGCUUUCCCAACAUAUAGAUGACUGAUGUAAAUAAUUUAGUGAUGGGCUCAUGACAGUGAAUCAGGGGAUUAUAGAUGUGAUCAUGAAUUAAUGAUUAUGUUUAGU
Coffea arabica (coffee) is the source of this 1013-nucleotide messenger RNA. The record is from RefSeq and is a predicted model, not a curated record. NCBI's taxonomy places the organism in Eukaryota, Viridiplantae, Streptophyta, Magnoliopsida, Gentianales, Rubiaceae.